UCGAGUGCUCUGAGACAUCUACAGGUCUUUAAAAUGCUUGGAAAUGGAGAUAGCUUUGGUGAGUUUUGAGAAAAUGGGUGAUGGAGGCAGUGAUGGAGAAACCUACCGAAACCAAAAUUCCUUGGAUCAUCCACUGUUGGUCCACAACAAAGAACUGUACAAGAGAAGUGCAGAACAGAGCUCGUGGAAGAUGAACGACAUGAACACCUCCAGUGAGAAUACUCUGGAUUAUUACAGUCCGCAUCUGUUUGACGAGGAUAUUCGGGACUUGGAUCUUGACCAUGAAAGCAACGAGCGAGUUCUCAUCAAUAUCGCCGGACUGAGGUUCGAGACCCAGUUGGGCACCCUCAACCAGUUCCCCGACACUUUACUCGGAGAUCCCGACAAGAGAAUCAAGUAUUUCGACCCCCUCAGGAACGAGUAUUUCUUCGAUCGAAACCGACCCAGUUUUGACGGAAUUCUCUAUUUUUAUCAGUCCGGCGGGAAAAUCCGGCGACCCGUCAACGUGUCGAUCGACGUGUUCGCAGACGAAAUCCGAUUUUACCAGCUCGGCGAAGAAGCGAUGGACCGUUUCCGCGAGGACGAGGGUUUUAUCAAAGAAGAAGAGAAACCUUUGCCCCAGAACGAGUUUCAGAAGCAAGUAUGGCUCAUUUUUGAGUAUCCCGAAAGCUCCAGUCCCGCUCGGGGCAUCGCCAUCGUCUCCGUACUCGUCAUCACUAUCUCAAUCGUCACCUUCUGUCUGGAAACUUUGCCCGAGUUUCGUGACGAGCGCGAGCUGCCGGUGACGAGUCGCGCGAUCAAUGGCACUCAAGAUCGCUCGUCGCUCACUUUCAGCGACCCAUUCUUCAUUAUCGAGACCACUUGCGUCAUCUGGUUCACCUUUGAGCUUUUCGUGCGGUUCUUCGCCUGUCCCAGCAAGUCCGAGUUUUCCAAAACUAUCAUGAACAUCAUCGACAUCAUGUCCAUCAUGCCUUACUUCAUCACUCUGGGCACGGAGCUGGCGGAGCAGCAGGGACAGGAGCACAACAACGGGCAGCAAGCCAUGUCGCUGGCCAUCCUGAGGGUCAUCCGUUUGGUGCGUGUGUUCCGCAUCUUCAAGCUCUCCAGACACUCCAAGGGGCUCCAGAUCUUGGGUCAGACUCUCAAAGCCAGCAUGCGCGAGCUCGGCCUGUUGAUCUUCUUUCUUUUCAUCGGCGUCAUCUUGUUUUCCAGUGCCGUCUACUUCGCGGAGGCUGACGAACCCGAGUCGCACUUCUCCAGCAUCCCAGACGCCUUCUGGUGGGCGGUGGUCACCAUGACAACCGUAGGCUACGGCGACAUGAGGCCGGUGACGGUGGGGGGCAAGAUCGUGGGCUCUCUCUGCGCGAUCGCAGGGGUGUUGACCAUUGCCCUACCGGUGCCCGUCAUCGUGUCCAACUUUAACUAUUUCUAUCACCGGGAAACCGACCAAGACCAGGCGUCCCUCAGAGACGAGCCCAACCCCGCGAACCAAUGCGAUGAGCUUCAGGUGCUGAGGAACUCAAGAGAUGGAGAACACAAGGAGGAUACGAACACGCCCAUGGAGAAGACUAGCGUUAAAGCCAACAGCAGAAUGGACAUUAAGCGCUCUCUUUAUACAUUUUGCCUGGACGCAAGAGAAACAGACCUGUAGAUCAUGCACAGUCCCGGGAUCACUAAUGGACUCACUGUUUUAAAGCACAUGUCAAUCCUUUGGUCUCUCAGGAAUUUGGGAAACAUAGAUGUAUAAUGAUUUAUUUCUAAUAGAAAGUUGUCUUUGUGGGGAUGCUAUCACAGCAUCUCAGGCCUUAACUCGUGCCCCAUCACUCCCUCUCAUGUGAAAAGCCAAAUUAGGGAUACUUUUUGAAAGAUCUGUACACAGGCUAUAUCUGUACUUUAGUAACACUUUAUGUGAGUUUUGUGACUAUCGCUAUCAUUUCACAAUUCAUUGUUGUAUUAGCAAUAUAUAUUCACUCUCAUUUUUCAAACUGAUUGGUGUAAGAAAUUAAAUGAGGACAUUUAAAGUGUUUUCCUGCUGGAUUACAAAUGUGGACCUACAACACAAUUUCAUGGAUUCAAGCAAAAAGUGUGCGUGUACAGGAGAAAGACACCACAACACUGGAGAAACCAGAAACGGAGAUCCACUCAGU
Messenger RNA from Xyrauchen texanus (razorback sucker), 2147 nucleotides. RefSeq names its product potassium voltage-gated channel subfamily A member 1-like. The record is from RefSeq and is a predicted model, not a curated record. The transcript has a single exon. Bases 44 to 1651 code for a protein of 535 amino acids. NCBI's taxonomy places the organism in Eukaryota, Metazoa, Chordata, Actinopteri, Cypriniformes, Catostomidae. Gene Ontology annotation, molecular function: protein binding; delayed rectifier potassium channel activity. Gene Ontology annotation, biological process: protein homooligomerization; potassium ion transmembrane transport. Gene Ontology annotation, cellular component: membrane; voltage-gated potassium channel complex.